Molecule: messenger RNA, 3240 nt
Organism: Neodiprion fabricii
Lineage: Eukaryota; Metazoa; Arthropoda; Insecta; Hymenoptera; Diprionidae
Gene: Cpsf6
Product: cleavage and polyadenylation specificity factor subunit 6
Exons: 11
Coding region: 99-2459 (786 amino acids)
Biological process (GO): mRNA alternative polyadenylation
Cellular component (GO): mRNA cleavage and polyadenylation specificity factor complex
Molecular function (GO): mRNA binding
Source: RefSeq, a predicted model, not a curated record
GCGUCAGUAAUGGCGGAUAGUCGGCUAUCUACAAUACGAUAGUCGGAAAGUUGGCGUGGGUCCUGUGUCGGCCGAAGCCAGCGUCGGUGUUCUGUAAAAUGGCUGACGGUGACAUUGAUUUGUACGCCGACGAUCUCGAGCAAGAUUUCGCACAGGACGAAUUUGCUGGAGAAGGUGUUGACCUGUACGACGACGUGAUCGCAGCACCUCCAGGUGGGAAUAGUGGAGGGGCAAAUUCUGGUGGCGGAGCAGGCGAUGGCGAUACAACCUCAACUAACGAGGAGACUAACGGUAGCGCUCCUUAUCAUCAAUUGGGCAACAACAUUCAGCCCAACCAAAUUGGAAGACGCCACCAACUUUACGUGGGAAACUUGACCUGGUGGACGAGUGAUCAGGAUAUAACUGAUGCGGUUCAAAGUAUCGGUGUUCCUGAUUUUGUUGAAGUGAAAUUUUUUGAAAAUCGUGCUAACGGACAGUCAAAAGGCUUCUGUGUCAUAUCCCUCGGUUCUGAACAAAGUAUGAGAAUAUGCAUGGAACGGCUUCCUAAGAAAGAACUGCAUGGACAGAGCCCAGUUGUGACAUUUCCAACCAAGCAGGCACUUAAUCAGUUUGAGUCUCAAUGUAAGACUCGACCAGCUCCAGCUCCUCAACAAAGUCAAAAUCAACGCCCACACAAUCCUCAUCAGCAUCAAACAUCCUUACCUCCUCAUCAACAACAUCCCCAGCAUUCACCACAUCCCCAACAUCCUCAACACCCGCAACAAAACCACGGCCCCAGAAUGAUGAUGGGACCGCCGCAAGGCGUGCGGAAUCAACGUAUGCCUUUGCCUGGCAUGGGACCUCCUGGGCCUGGAGGACCUGGACAACAGGGCCCUCCAAGAAUGCACGGGCCACCCAUGGGCCCUGGUGGGCCUCACCAUCCUUUACCUGGUCAUCCUAAUCAGGGUCCACCACCACCAGGCUAUCAGCAAGGUCCUUGGAACGGACCAAGACCCAAUGGUCCACCCGGACCACCGCGAGGGCCUGGCGGACCUGGUGGCCCGCCACAGCAAGGACCACCAGGAUCAGGACCUGGACCGCAACAUCGGCCGCCCGGAAUGCAAUUUCACGGCGGACCACCUGGACCUCCGGGACAAGGGCCGCCUCGUGGACCACCUGGUCAUCCUGGAGGACCGCCUGGUGAUCCUAGAGGAGCCCCACCUCGUCCAGAUUGGAAUAGACCUCCGGGGAUGCAUCAUGGACCUCAGGGACCACCAGGUUUCCCUCAACAUCAACACAUGCAAGGUCCGCAACCAGGUCAAGGCCCCCCGCAAAGAGGACCUCCUCCAGGUUCAAUGGGUGCAAUGUUACCAGGUCCAGGUGGACCUCCACCAGGACAUGGUGGGCCACCUCAAGGGCCACCACAAGGUCCGCCAGGGGGACCCGCUCCUCACGUGAAUCCAGCAUUCUUUCCGCAAGGUCCGCCACAUCAACAUCCCGGACAGCAUCCUGGUGGGCCCCCGGGACCUCCUGGUCCACCUCAUGGGCCACCUCACGGACCACCACACGGACCUCCGCAUGGCCCACCUCAUGGUCCACCGCAUAAUCAACCACAUGGACCUCCACAUGUACCUCCGCAUCCCUAUGGACCACCUGCUGUACAGCCUCCAUAUGGAGCUCCAGGUCCGGAUCACAGGCCUGAAGGACCACCGCCACUCACUGAACAAGAAUUUGAAGAAAUCAUGGGUCGAAACCGCACGGUAUCAUCUUCGGCGAUAGCUCGUGCUGUAUCGGAUGCAGCUGCAGGAGAAUAUGCUAGUGCCAUUGAAACCUUGGUUACGGCUAUAUCCCUCAUAAAACAAUCAAAAGUAGCAGCUGAUGAUCGUUGCAAGAUUUUGAUAAGUUCACUGCAAGACACUCUACGUGGGGUGGAGACGAAAAGCUAUGGAUCCGCACGCAGAGAACGGUCACGCUCGCGUGAACGCGAAAGGAGCCACCGAAGGCGAAGAGAUCGUUCAAGGAGUCGCGAUAGAGAAUAUAGAGAGCGUAGCAGGGACAGAGACCGGGACAGAGAUAGGGAACGUGACCGUGAAAGGGAACGUGAUCGUGAUCGUGACAGGGAACGCUACUACAGCGAACCUUAUCCUAGAGAGAGAUCACGCAGCAGGGAGAGAGAGCGUGAACGUGAACGAGAACGUGAAUACAGGGAACGUAGCAGAGAAGAAAGUACAACACGUCAGGCAGCCAGGCCGCGAGUUAAGGAAGAACCUCCAGAGGCGGCGCCUGUACCAUCAUCCAAGUCGUCUAGGUAUUAUGACGAUCGCUACAGAGAACGUGGUGAACGUGAAAGGGAGCGAGAACGAGAAUCGAGCAGAAGACCGGCGGAGCGUGAACGAGAGCCGGAACGUGAACGCGAGAGAGAACGGGAACGGGAUCGGCGCGACGAGAGAGGCGACUCUUCACAUCGUUCAAGACAUUGAAUAACCUCGGGACACGCAGAUGUACCAGAUUGACAUCUGCAAUACUAUGCAGACCGUCGUCGUCCAGUUCGUCUUCUUCAUCUUCUUCGAGUUGAUGCUUAUCAUUAUCAUGGACAUACUUCCUUUUACUCUCCAUAGGAUUUUAUGACUGGGUGUUUAACAUAAAGAAUAAUUACAGAUGCAAUCGAGUGAUAAAGUUGUGGCAGAUUGAUACAAUAUUUUCUUCUUUUUUUUUCUUUUUUUUUUUAAUCAUGAAUCGAUUCUUAUAACCGGUACAAAAAAUAUGUUGAUAGCAUACGCUCUUUCAUGCUAGUUGGUUUUACAAUGUAAACACAUUCUAUAGAGUUAACUAACAUUUCCACAUUUCAAUGUUUCCUAACAUAUAAAUAUUGUGUAACGAUAGCAUAGGUAUAUUCAUACACAUAUGUAAACAGCAUAAUCGUAAUUAAGAAGAUUUUACUUGUUUGAAUAUGCUGACACUUAGAGAGUAGGUACAAAUGUUAGUUUCUAAAGUAAUGUUCAUGUAAAACGACACACUGUUUUUGACUUUUGCUGUAACUAAUAGUAAUUAAGACAGAAAUAUGACGAAGAAACGAAUAUGGAUUAAAUACUUGAAGAAUCUUGAAAACGAACAAUCACAAUAACGGAUAUUACAACGUAUUCAAGAGGAAUGAAGACAUCUAUACAAAAUUCAACAAUCAUCAUACCUCCACAACGAUGCCAAGAUUGUAUCUUAAUCUAAUACAAAUAUUCGCUUUCAAAAUAUACAUGUAAAACAUGA